UUUUUAUAUCUGAAUAAUUCAUGUGUCGGAAUAAGGCGGAUUAAAUCAACAAGGAAACCUUCAUCUGUAAAUGUUCAGAGAUUGAAAGAAAACCUUAGUGUGACCUUCUGAAAGCCAGAGAAAGGAGGUAAUACUUUUAAAAGAUUGCAGGAAUGUAACAGAGGGAGGAUUUUUACACAACAAAGUUGCUAUCUUUUUCCGGAUGAAUUUACGUUAUUUAUUUUCUGUCAGGCUCUUAAAAUUACAUGAGACGCACUUGAGCGGAUUGUGCUUGGUUUAUUUGAGUCUGCGAGUGUGAUUGCAUGCCCGAGCGGCAGAGAGUAGACCAUUUAUAGGCCUGCUGUCAUUAUAGCAGGACAGAUUAACACCUUCUGCAUGACAGUAAGGACUUUACAAUAGCUUACCUUAUUGGGGAGAAAGACCAGGACAACUACAAGAGACCUGCAAGUGGUAAAACACUCAACCAAACAUAGAAACCAGAAGACAGGAUCAAAAUCCUAAUUUCAAACAAAACCUGCCAGCUGGAUAAUUAAGUAAGGCAGGACACAAACCCAAACAUACAACCAGAGAUACACUUGAAUGUUUCAUACCAGUGCAGUUUCAGCAUCUGGAUUGGCCCAGUCUAAGUCCCAAUCCAAUUUGAUUCAAGAAUCUUUGGUGAGGCUUGAAAAUUUAUGUUCACAGACGCUGUCCAUUUUAAAAGAAGAAAAUUUAAAAUCUUGAGCUUUACGUACCCCAAAGGACUUGCAAAGGGUGGCUAGAUGCGAAGACAUACCAAACGUUUCAGACUUGGUGCAGGAGAUUUUCAAAACCAUAAUUUUCUUUCCAUUUUAAAAAUACUCCACUUCAUCUUUUAUAUCACAAAAUUCAGAUAAAAUUCACUAAAAUGAGUAAAUAUAACAUUAAAGAAUGUGGACAAGUGAAAGGGUUGUGAAUAUAAGCUCAAUAUAUUUAUUCAGCUGAUCAUUUGUUGUUUUUCCGGUUUGUCCAAACGGUCUGUUUAUUUUGCAGGAAAUUUUCCUUUAAUUUAAUUGUGCUUCUUCUGAAUUAGCCCUUAGAACUUGUUGACUUAGCAGGAAGCUGUUUCAAUUGGGGAACUAGGCAAUAAAAGCAAAUCGGACAUGUUAUCACGCUUUCUUCUUCCAAGCACUGGUGCACGAGAACGUAGCCGCGUUCACCUUCAGGUGCCUGCCGGCCUCGCCGCACCUGUCGUAGGUUAUCCUGAAAUGGCCCCUGUCUGAUCCAGCAGAUGAGACCCCCCACACGUAGAAAAAUCCAGGCCAAUCCCAUGUCGAGGAAUUAAAACAAAGUGUUGCUGCACCGUCUCCCGGUCUGUCUGUGUUUAUGAUCCGAGCUUGCGCACUGAGCGCGUCCAUUGUCUGGUCAGGAGCAGCAGCAGCAGCAUCGGCGGCGUGGAGCGGAGAGGAGCGCCCGAUCUGAGCGCAGGGGAGCGGCUUCACUGUGACCCCGAUCUCCGGGGAGGGGGGCAGGAGGAGGAGGAGAAGAGGUGUCCUCUGGUUGGAGCUCACCGGACCGGACCAGCGCUCGGCGACGACGUCAUUUAUUUCCAAGACAGACCAUCUUUUAUUUAUUUAUUUUUUCUGUCGAUCAGACAGACAGCAACAGUUGUCACGAUGUCUGAGAUCAGAUGAGUGGAGAGCGGCGGAGUAAAGACUGCGGCGCUCUUGUGAUCCGGACCGGCCGGGGUGAUUCAGCCGUCUGAAGCAGCUGGGACAGCGCGGGGGAGCGGCGGGCAUCUGUUUAACCUUGCAGGGAUUUGGUUCGGCUCGGCAGCCACCCCCUCCGGUUGUGUCGAGGUUAUCUAUUUUAAUUACAAUAUAUUAAUUUGUCUGAGGGUGAGGUGAAUCCAGACGUCAGGGCUGGCUCAUGUUCCGCUCGGCAGGGAAACGGGCUGUUGCGUCUGCAGAGAGUCAGAGCUGACGAGUCUGCUGAGACACACGGACAGACAGACAGGCAGGCAGGCAGGCAGGCCGAGAGACAGACAGGAACGAGGGGAGAGAAGGGGGGGCACAGCCUGUUUGGGCUUCCUCGACCCCUUUACGGAUCGAGCCACCCAGAACCCCCACCCAUUUCUCUCCCGCUUUGGAUGGGGGGGAAGCAGAGCACGGCAGGGCGGCCCCGGGGUGCUUUUCCCGGCGUCUCUUCGGAUGACAGCGCGGUGCCACCCUCGGCCCACUUUGGUCACUACCGACCGAGCGGCACCAUGGGCCUGCGGAGCCGCUCGGUGAGCUCCGUGGCCGGGAUGGGCAUCGAUCACAGUCCCGCCGUGCCCUUCGGCUUCUACACCCCAAGAGGGACGGACUCGGACCGAGCCGGAGGAGUGUCUGGGGGCACUACAGCGGCCCCCCACGGAACCGGCUACCAGGACUCUGGGGGCGGCGGGCAUCACACGGACGGGGUGCUCUAUUUGGGGUCCCGGGGGUCGCUGGCUGACACCUUACCCCUGCACAUUGCACCCCGCUGGUUCAGCGCUCACAGCGGAUUCAAGUGUCCUGUCUGCUCCAAGUCCGUGGCGUCCAAUGAGAUGGAGGUCCACUUCAUCAUGUGUCUCAGCAAACCUCGCCUCUCCUACAACGAUGAUGUGUUGGCGAGGGAUGCCGGCGAGUGUGUGAUCUGUCUAGAGGAGCUGCAGCAAGGGGACACCAUAGCCAGACUGCCGUGCCUCUGCAUCUACCACAAAAGCUGUAUAGACUCAUGGUUUGAGAUCAAUCGGUCCUGCCCUGAACACCCCUCUGACUGACCGACCACCUGGCCCACUCUGAGUACUCUUCAAGGACAUAUUAGGUUCCUGCCAUGGACAUCUGGACACAGACGCUACCAAAUCUGAUGAAACAAUCAAAGUGAUCAUCGCAUACUCGCCGUGACGGAAACCAUAGUCCUAUCAGACAACUGUUCCUUGUAAACUAAACCAAAAAGAAAAUGUGACUUUCCAACCAUCACGCAUUAAAGGGUCUCUGUUAAGCUUUUUAUUUCGAAACCUGCUGAUGAUACUGCAUACAACUUGGACCCUCUCCCGCCUCCCUUCAGAAACCCCUCCAAAUCAAAGCAUGGUCUUAACGGGCCUCCCAUCUCGUCUCUGGAUCCAGGCCUGUCUGUAACUUGCGUCCAGUCCUCCCAUGGCCUUAACUGGGUGGGGAGUGGGGGGCGGAAGCGGGGCAGGGUGGGUGGAAGAGGAAAAGGAACCACAUGAGGAUGAAGGAGAGGGAGAGGCAGAAAACUGCAAACAGACCUGUACAUUAUUCAGUGCGCCUCUCAUCUCACACAAACAGGACUCCAGCUUGGUGGUGAUGUCUCAUAAAAGAUUGCCUCACAGUGCGCUCCUCUUUCAUGACCCUCAGUUCUGCGUACCUUCCGCACCAGAUUAACAACAUCAGAAAGUACAUAAAAUGCUUUUCAGAUUAGGUCAGUGCACAUCUGAGCAGGAAGAGAGAUGAAGUGGCACGUCAGCUUGUCCGGUGCGUUCGCUUGGUCUGAAGAUGGGUGUGGUGGGGUGGAGAAGAGGGGAACAGUCUGCACAUGCUCAGUAUCUGCUCAGUCCAGACUGGGAGGGAGGAGGGAGCCGGAAGCAAUGUAGUUUACGCCCUUAAAGCGUGUGUGUGUGUGGGUGUGUGUGUGCGCGUGUGCGUGUGUGUGUGUAUGGUUGGGAUGCUUCAGUGUCAGGCUUCACCGGUAGAGGUGGGUGUGCUGGCGUGUGUGUGUGCGCAUGUGUGUGCGCGCGUCUGCGUGUCCUUGGAUUGUGACAGGUUACUGAAGCCAUGUGUGUGUGAAAGGUCGUUGUAGAGGGCUGACUGGGACAGCGCUGUGUGUGUCUCUGUAUUGAAAUGUUUACAGUCUAGAUGUUCCCUGUGUGUGCAACUGGCAGUCCUCCCUUUACGUUGCUAAUGUUUACAGCUGCGGAGAAGCAACAUGACAUAUUGUAAAUUUCACUUGUAACCUCUCUCAGUUUUCUCUAUCAGAUCUGCCAGAUUUUUCAUGUAAAAAAUUAGUCAUUUCUUAAAGAGAGAGUCUGGAAUGAGCGCGAGUGCGAGACUGUGUCCAUUCAUAUGACUGUUUGCAUGGAAGGAUUACUGAGUGGACCCAGCCAGGUACAGAACCAGAAGACCCAAAUAGCCACAGACAAACGGAUAGUUUUUUGUUUUUUUCAUUUGGAGGCCCACUUACAAUUCAAAAAGAGAAACUGAUUUAUUAUUUGUCCAGCAGCCAGUCACUGAUACCUCCACAUGGAGAGUAAAGCAUAGACAGUAAUUGUGAAAGAAGCAUGCUGGUCACAGAGUGCUGUAUCCAAGCAUAUCACUGCAGGUGUUGUAAAAUCUGUCCAAGCAACAGGAAACUGCAGCCUUUUUUUUUUAUUGGUGUUAUGUAAUGUUCUUGCUUAGGAAAGGUCAUAACCAUCAAAAGAACCAACAAACAAACACUUGAAAUGUCUGUCAACACUUAAUCUGUUUAACACAGAUGCAAUAAAUGAGUUUUAUGUUUUUCUUUUAUGACAUUUUUUUUUCCUUUUCAUUUGAAAUAAAUAUUUUAUUAUACACCCAUAAAAAUUAACAACCAAUGCAUUUGUUAACAUGUCCUUUAAGAAUUUCAUAAAAUUUGCCGACACCUCAGGUCAUCUACCAAACCUAGAAAUUUAGAAUAAAAACUGAUAAAAACAGCAAAAGUAGAACAACGCCCAUAAGAGUCAAAUAAAAAUGUACAACAGUGCGGCAGCAUAGUUGGAUAAUAAUAAUAGCAUAUUAUUAUGCUAUUUCAUAAUAACAUGAAAUAGCAUAUUAUUAUUAAAAUAUCACAGUAUUUCUUGUGAAACUGAAGACUAUUUCUUUGUUUGGGAUUGAUCGUGAUUUAAUUAUGACUUAUCUUUUAAAAAGGCUUUUCUAAAAUUCUAACAUUACCAAAGUCACAGGAAUUGAGACAGGGUAUUUCACCAUAAAACUAGAGGGACAAGGAAACAUUGAUCUCAAGAAUGUCUUCGAGGUAUUUGGAAAAGACAUCUCACGAAAAGGUCAAAUCUGACUGUGGUCACUACAUCCAAUUGCUGUCGGCUUGUGACAUUGUCUGCUUCAAACUUGACCCUCUGUUGUUUCUAUAUUUGAGAACUUUUCUUUUAAAAUGAGAAAGUACGAGUUUUACCCGAAUAACCUAAAAGCAGAUAAGUAUUUAUAUAUCCCUGAUUGGUACAAAAAGUCGCAGGGCAAUGGCAUCUUUUUAUAUCGGAAACGGUUGAGUAUAAGAUAACUAAAUCUGCAAAUAUAUGUUCCCUCCUCUAACAAGGGAGAGUAAAAAUAAACAAUAAAGGCGCUUAAGAAAACUAGAGAGUCACUCAAAGCAAAAAUGGCUGCGAAAAGAUUCUGCAAAAACCUUUAGAAAUUUUUUAAAAUUAAUAAACAAAAAUUAGGACGCAUAACGCAACUGCAUUUGGAUUCUUCAAAAUGAUCCGUGUGACUUUCUCAGUCCUCUUUUCCUUGUUCUGUUCUCUGGUUGCUCUGUUGGCUCGUAAUCCCUCCAUGACUGUUUGUGCAUGUGUGUUUGCAAACCAAAAGGGGGCCUCUUGGUCUCUGCUACAGUCAGCUCCCCCACAUUGUUUCUGCUGGAAACAGAUGUAUCUGUCUGCGACUGGAGAUGCGAGGCACUCGGACCCUCAAAAGGACUCUUGUUGUUCCACUGUGCAGCCACUGAACGGGGCUUAUUUAUUCAUUUGUUCAUAUUUAACAACAUUUGUUUAAUAUUCCAAUCAUGUGAGGUGUUACUCACUCUUCAGAAUGCCAAGAGCUGAUGUGUGAAGACUACUACGAAUCAACGUACAAACUGCAUUUACAAUGCUACUGUAAACAAAUGGUGGAAUAAAUUGUGCUAGAUGAAAAAAGGAUUUUCCACUGUUUUUUUCCCCCUGCUAUUUCAAAUGUGUCUUUUACAGGAAGAUGAAUGCGAGUUUUAGUGGGAAAUAAAAUCAUUUUAAGUCACUGAAGGAAACUUGCAGAGUGGAGGCAUCACAGAUGAAGAGUUAUUUCUAAGAUCUGAAUGUGAGGUAACACAUGUUUAUCUUAUUUCAAUCUUCAACUACAUUUCCUAGAAAGCCCACUUCUCCGAAAAAGUGUAUUAAUAGUUUGCUUUUUUGCUUAGAGCGAAGUUGCACUACUUUAGAAAGCCUCCAAAGUGCUCAGAUGUAAGUGUUUCUGAGCUAAAAAAAAUCAGCAAGAGAAAAACAAAAUCACA
Gambusia affinis (western mosquitofish) is the source of this 6231-nucleotide messenger RNA. It is a transcript of the gene znrf1, whose product is annotated as zinc and ring finger 1. Bases 2108 to 2761 code for a protein of 217 amino acids. The transcript is spliced from 5 exons. NCBI's taxonomy places the organism in Eukaryota, Metazoa, Chordata, Actinopteri, Cyprinodontiformes, Poeciliidae. The record is from RefSeq and is a predicted model, not a curated record.